This is a messenger RNA of Lodderomyces pseudojiufengensis, 1008 nucleotides long. It is a transcript of the gene RPF2, whose product is annotated as rRNA-binding ribosome biosynthesis protein. Gene Ontology annotation, cellular component: nucleolus. The record is from RefSeq and is a predicted model, not a curated record. Bases 1 to 1008 code for a protein of 335 amino acids. Gene Ontology annotation, biological process: maturation of LSU-rRNA from tricistronic rRNA transcript (SSU-rRNA, 5.8S rRNA, LSU-rRNA); ribosomal large subunit assembly. Gene Ontology annotation, molecular function: rRNA binding. The transcript has a single exon. NCBI's taxonomy places the organism in Eukaryota, Fungi, Ascomycota, Pichiomycetes, Serinales, Debaryomycetaceae.
AUGAUUAGAACGAUAAAACCCAAAACAGCCCGUUCCAAAAGGGAAUUAGCCAAAAAAGAAGCAAAAUUAGUUGAAAAUACAAAAUCAGCAUUAUUUGUACCAGGAUCAACAGGUAAUAAAAUUUUACAUGAUAUAAUGUGUGAUUUAAUGGCUAUCAAAAAACCAUUUGCCAAAAAGUUUUCCAAGAAAAAUCAAAUAAGACCAUUUGAAGACUCUUCAGAUUUAGAAUUUUUUGCAGAAAGAAAUGAUUCUUCAUUAAUGGUAUUUUCUUCACAUAAUAAAAAAAGACCAAAUACUUUAAUAUUUACAAGAUUUUUUAAUCACAAAGUAUAUGAUAUGAUUGAAUUAAUGAUUAUAAAUCAUAAAUUAAUACAAGAUUUUAAAAAAUUAACUUUCACAAUUGGAUUAAAACCUAUGUUUGUAUUUAAUGGUCCAGCAUUUGAUAAUCAUCCAAUUUAUCAACAAAUAAAAUCUUUAUUCUUGGAUUUUUAUAGAGGAGAAGAAACAGAUUUACAAGAUGUAGCAGGGUUACAAUAUAUAAUAUCAUUAACAACAGGAGAAAUAGAAGAUUUAAAUAAUGAUAAAAAUUUACCUCCCAUAAAUUUUAGAGUUUAUAAAUUAAAAACUUUUAAAUCAGGUCAAAAAUUACCAAGAGUUGAAAUUGAUGAAAUUGGGCCCAGAUUAGAUUUUAAAAUUGGUAGAAGAAUAACUCCUGCACCAGAAAUUGAAAAAGAAGCUCAUAGAAAACCAAAACAAUUAGAACCAAAACAAAAGAAAAAUAUUACAACUGAUUUUAUGGGUGAUAAAGUUGCUCAAGUUCAUGUUGGUAAGCAAGAUUUAAGUAAAUUACAAACUAGAAAAAUGAAAGGUUUAAAAGAAAAAUAUGAUCAAAUUAGUGAUGAUGAUGAAGAAGAUGAAGUUGAAGGUGAAGAUGAUGUCUAUGUCUCUGAUGAAGAAUAUUUUGCUGAUGAAGUAGAUGAACCACAAACUAAAAAACAAAGAAGGUAA